Molecule: messenger RNA, 2028 nt
Organism: Saccostrea cuccullata (small rock oyster)
Lineage: Eukaryota; Metazoa; Mollusca; Bivalvia; Ostreida; Ostreidae
Product: pyrin-like
Exons: 2
Coding region: 126-1787 (553 amino acids)
Molecular function (GO): protein binding; zinc ion binding
Source: RefSeq, a predicted model, not a curated record
GGCGCGAAUAUUGGGCAUCGUGAUGACUGAUGGUUAUAAUUUAUAUAUUUUGCUGCAUCUUCCUUCAUUUUCUAGAUUCUAUGUACAGUGUCCUGAUUGUCAUCUGAUUAUGUGACCGACCCCCUAUGAUGGACCCCCGCUACAGUGCCCAGGAAAUCCUCCUCUGUGACCUGUGUCAGAGCGCCGUGGUACAGAGUCAUUGUGAACUCUGUCAUCUGAAUCUCUGUAUUGUCUGUGUUGGAAUACACCUCUCCGAUUCAGCUAAACGACACAAUGUUGUACCGUACAAACACAGAACUAUUGCUCCUAGUCAGCCUAAAUGUCCAAACCAUACCCAGAAAUAUUGUGAACUCUACUGUGACAAAUGUGACAUUCCUGUCUGUGCUGUCUGCAUCUCCUCUGGGAAACAUCAUGGGCAUAAAAUCACAGAUGUUCUACAGAAACUCAGCUCCAAAAAAGAAGAUUUAAAGAAGGAUUUGAAUGAGCUAGAAGAAAGAAUAUACCCUACUUAUGAAGAAAGGGCAUCUGAUAUAAAGUUAAGAAAAGCUAACCUGGUAAAACAUUACGAGAAGCUAACAAUGGCAGUCUCCAAACAGGGAGAAGACUUGCACCGUGAUAUUAACAUCAUUGUGAAUGAACGGAAGUCAGAAAUUGAGGAGAUGAAAACCAAACACCUGGCUGCUCUAAGUAAACAGGAAAAUGAAAUGAAACAGAUAAUUUCUGAUGUCAAACAGAGUAUUGUUGAUUUGAAGAAAACGCUGGACUCCAAUGAUGUCUCCCGAACCUCCGUGUACAAAUCCAGGAAUGCUGAAUUUAGAAAUUUACCACCUAGUGUCAAUGUUGUGUUACCAAGUUUCUCUUCUCAACCAGUCAACACAAAACAGCUCCAUCAAAUGUUUGGUUCUCUGUCAGUAUUGUCCAUCACGACAGCUGCAGAGGGCAAAACACUGGAGGCACCAGAAGCACCAGUCAGACCACUGCUUGAAGAACCUGAGCUCAUCACCACCAUAAAUGUGAAGUAUCGACAACUGUACAGCGUAGCUUGUCUCAGUAACGAAGAAAUCUGGACAUGUGGAGAAGAUAGUAACAUGAAACUCUACAACCUCCAGGGCAAGCUACUGAUGUCAGUGGAAACCAUGUCAGGGAACUAUCCAAGAGAUAUAGCUGUGACAAAGACAGGAGAUCUAGUGUAUACCGACCGCGACACAAGAACUGUCAACAUACUGAAGAAUAACUGGAUACAGGAAGUGAUCCGACUGCGUGGGUGGAAACCCUACAGACUCUGCUGUAGCUCCUCUGGUGGCCUACUUGUUACCAUGCUCAGUGAUUUUGGAGGACAUUCAAAAGUUGUGCGAUACUCCGGAUCCACUGAGAUACAAACCAUUCAGUAUGAUAGUAAAGGCCAACGUCUUUAUUCUACAGGGUGCCUCAGUAAAUACAUCAGUGAGAACCGAAACAUGGACAUCUGUGUUGCAGACAAUACAGCCCAUGCAGUAGUGGUGGUUAAUAAGGCAGGGAAACUCAGGUUUAGGUACACUGGGCGCCAUUCCUCAACUAACAGGAAAAUAUUUGAUCCUUGUGACAUCACAACAGACAACCAGGGUCAAAUACUGACCUCAGACUUCGACAACCACUGUAUUCACGUCAUAGAUCAGGACGGACAGUUCAUCCGGUACAUUUAUACAUGUAAUCUACUCUUCCCUUGGGGUUUAUGUGUAGACACCAGAGACAAUCUUUUUGUGACCGAGUUCUCCAGUGGUAAAGUGAAGAAAAUAAAAUACAUGUAACUUGUUUGAUGCGUCUGUGAAUGAGAUCUAUUUCAGACUCCAGAGACUAAGAUAAGGUGUAUACUUCAAGUAAGCCUCAUGUUGUACAUUACAGAUGGCAUCUUUGUAGUUGUGCAGGACAUAGAUGAAACUAAAACUCACACAGAGAACAUGGAGAAUGCUCUAUUAAUGAAUAAAAAACUUUUUUAAUAUAGCAGAAACGAGACAUCUUACAUGUACAUUUGUAAACAAUAUUUUUUGU